UCCCGGAGACGGAUUUCCAAAGUGCACAGCAGACAUAGCUCGUACUUUGUUUACGUCCCGUCGGGUUCGCUGACAGCUGUUGUUGCACGCACAUAAACCCCUCCGUGGGUCUGCGUGCAUCUUUCGGUGCUCCGUAAACUUUGCACAGAGUGUCCUCUGGAUGUCCUGGAUGUUUUGUUGAAUGACCGGGCGGCCGCUCCGGAUGCCGACGGGAGGAUGAACCCCAUCACCGGUCGGGUUCUCGCCAUCCCCGCCGCCUCUGUCACCAACUCUGGAGCUUCGUCCUCUCGAGCCUUACAUGUGGAGCUCACGUCCCAGCAGAGACGAUUGCGUCACCUCCGGAGCAUCGCAGCCAGAAACAUUGUCAACAAGAAUGGCUCACCACUGCUGGACACUUAUUUCACCCUCCACCUCUGUAUAAGAGACCGAAUAUCUAGAGAUUUUUACAAGAGUGAAGUCAUCCGAGACUCACUGAAUCCGACCUGGCGGAGCCUCGACUUUGGCAUGCUGCCGGACCUUCUGGACACCUCAGUGUCUUGCUUCGUGGUACGGAUAUGGGGAGGACAGGAAGAACAAUAUCAGCUCCUUAUAGAAUGGAAGGUCAAUCUGGAUGGCCUCAGAUACACGGGGCAGCAGAUUCGAUCCAGGAAUCCAAAUGAGAUCAUAUUUGGAUUGAAUGAUGGCUACUAUGCAGCUGACUUUGAUCAUAAGGAUCAGUCGGAGAGGAAGAAAAACAGUCUGCUUCAGGUCGACCAGAGUUCAGUCAGGAACUCCUACAGUGUGUUCUCUCUGCUCAGGCUUCACACAGCCCAGAGAGCCAUCAAGCAGACCCAAGUGACGGUGCAGAAGAUCGGGAAGGAGAUCGAGGAGAAGCUCAGGACGACGGCGACCUGCACUGAGCGGAAGAAAGAACGCGAGUGCAUGCAGCUGAGGAUAGCUGUGCUGCGGAGCGAACUGCAGCGGCAGAGGAAGGCUCUUGGCAGGGAGAUCGACCUGCGGCAGAAAGAGAGGUCACAGCUUCAGAAGAAAGAGGAAGCAUUCUCCGCUCAGCACGAGAGUCUGAAGGAAGAGAAAGAAUCCUUAACCAAGCUGCAGAAGGAAUGCACUGCCAAGAGAGAGCAGUUCCUCAAGUCCAACGCCCAGCUCACCUUCCGCUGUCGUCAGCUCCUCUCUGAGCUUUCCUACAUCUAUCCUAUUGAUGUGGCUAAUCAGUCCGAUUAUGUCAUCUGCGGAGUGAAGCUGCCAAACUCUGAAGACUUUCAAGCGAAGGACGAUGGGAGCGUGGCAGUCGCCCUGGGUUACACAUCGCACCUGGUCCUGAUGAUCUCGUGCUUCCUGCAGGUCCCUCUUAGGUAUCCGGUGAUCCACAAGGGUUCGCGCUCCUCCAUCAAGGACACCAUCACCGACAGACUGACUGAGAAGGAGAGAGAAUUCCCUUUGUACCCCAGAGGAGAGCGCUUUCAUUUCGAAUAUGGCGUCUACUUACUCAACAAGAACAUUGCCCAGCUGAGAUAUCAACAUGGCUUGACCACCCCGGACCUGCAACAGACGCUACCCAACUUGAAAAACUUCCUGGAACAUGGACUGCUGGUCCGAUGUGACAGGCACCACGUCUCCAGCUCCAUCCCGGUGCCGACAAAGUCUCAGCUCGCUGUGUCUGCCGCCUCGGAUAUAGGCUACACCUGCCACGCCAACUCCCCAGACAGAGGCCUGAGGAAAAGGGCGAGCUCCGAGGCAGAUAAGCCCAAAUACAAGCCAACUCCUCCACCCAGCUACGACACAGUGAUGGGUGAAGAGCAGCCCUCAGUCAGCCUGGCACCGCCGUCGCCUUCAGCCAAACAUCUGUCCUCCUCACUUGACGCCGGCAUGGCAACGCUUAACCUGGCCAAGUCGACGGACGCCAACAAGGAGGGCGAGCAGAAGGAAGACAAGGAGGAGGGUGGAGAGACGGCAGAGGAGGCGGAGAGAAGCAGUAGUAUCGACAGAGAGAGUGAAGUAGAUAAAGAAGAGACUGAAGAGCAACCAGCCGGUAGCACAGUUGCACCAAACUCUUCUACAGUGCAGGACACUGGCGAGGAAACGGUGGGCACUAGUCAGCACACAGGUGCCAUGAAUGGCUCUUUGGUACCAGGACAGGCGCCUGUUAGCCUGGUCCCAGAGAUGCGCUGCUCUGUGGAGCAAGCCGAGGAGAUUAUGGGCACAGAAGCCACCAGUUUAGGCCUGGGGUUGGGGUUAGGUUUGGGUUUAGGGCUAACAGACGAGGCCCGGCUGGACGACUACCGCUGCAUCCCCGUGGACCACGCAGUAGCUGUGGAGUGUGACGAACAGGUGCUGGGCGAGCUGGACGCCGCCGGCUUUGAGGAGUUCUCCAGGCGCAUCUAUGCACUAAACGAGAACACGUCCAGCUUCCGCAGGCCGCGCAAGAGCUCUGAUAAGUGAGGCGGAGGAACUAAAGAGAGAGGGGGAGGCAUGAAAAAACUUGCACAGGGGGUUUGGACGAAUACAAGGCAGGGACAUGAACAAGGGUGUUCGCAGCAUCAGAAAUCAUAGGAGCUUUUCUGGAACAAUGACCAAUUUGCACUUAUUGUAAACAUUUCCAUAGUAAUCUUUUAAAUGAAACAGUUCAAAGUCAAGUAUUGGGACAGUAAGCUUUACUUUUAUUUUGGAUUAAUAUAUUUUUUAACAACAAACAGGGACAAUGAACCAUUAUUCAGACAUUUUUAUUCACAAAACUUAACCAACGUGUGCCAUCUGUUGUUCCAUAACACAUGACACACUUACACUUUGUUUUCAAACCCUUACUGCAAUAACAGGCCCUUAAUUUCUUGUAUUAAACAUAAAAAAUUUGCAUUCAUCCACAUCCCAGAGUGCAGCCUCGACGUGUCAGGCUGUAAAAAGUGUUUCAACGCAGCACCUCCAGAUUGUUUUCUUUAAGCACUGUACCUCAAGUUUCACCUCGAGCUGAGAAUGCUCUGUUUGCUUUGGACAUUUAUCAAUUAUAGAAUCAUUAAUAUAAAUUUAUUAAGUCAUGAAUAUAAAUAGAACACAGAGACUGAAUCAUCUUCUAUCACAGAGCCCGCUGUCCCAGCACUUCCACAUUUGACUGUACAAACAAAUGUUUAGACGCUUCCCGAGCCUUCAUUCAGGGUGCAUGACAAGUGUGUGUGCGUGUGCGUGUGCGUCUGUGUGUGUGUGUGUGUGUGUGUGUGUGCGUGUGUGUUUGUGUGUCGGGGGCAUCACAUUAGCAUGUAACCACAGUCCCGCAAUCCGGCGAUCCCACCAAUGACCUCUCCAACAUAGCAGACCAUAAAGCGAGGUGGGAGCCAGCAAGGCCGAUCACAGACUCCCUAAAACUGUGACACGCGGCGUCUCCUCCAGCGCGACCCGCUCCACCCGCCCGUCAGGCUCCGCGGUGGGGGAGAGGGUCGCUGAGUUUCUCCUUCAGGUCUUAAGAUUGUGGAUCACAUGAGUGGCAGGUUGGAGCUUACAGCACAUGGCAGGGAUACGGUGCAAUUGUUUUUCUGUCCAUCUCCAUGUCCUCUUUAGUUUUUUUUUUUCAAUUUUAAUGUAUCCCAUCAAAUAUUAACAUCGAUGUUAAUGAUAAGUCGACUGAUUUUCAUAUUCAGUAAGACGGAAAAUUUAAUUCUGUGUCUGUGUUUUGUUGGAAUGUCUCACUCAGGCUCUACUGGAAUUGUUAAUAGCAAACGUCUCGAUCCCAUCGUCUGUGAUUUUGUCCCGUGUCGCCACGUUCUGAACGCUUUCUUGCACUGGUAUUCAAUUAUUGCAUUUAUUUAUGUCUCGACAAAUGUGUGUGCUUUUUUUUUUUUUUUCAAUGAAAUCAAUAUCAAUUGUUUUAUUUUCCCCUCUCACAUGGGUUGUCGCUCAUCAUUAUUAUUAAUAAUAUUAUUAUUAUUAUUAUUGUCACAUGUUCGACUGAUAUCAUAACCAGUGUCUGGGUCCUGACGAGGACAGCUGCUUUGCAUCGCCUGCCCGUGACAAAGAUGGACUCUCCACCCAAGCGGCGCGCUUCGUGUUUCGGAUCCAACGCUGUGGUCGCUGACAAGUGUCGUCGUAUUUAAAAACUUAAAGAUGAACCAAUGUUAGAUCAUUUCCAUAAACUGCAGCAAGCGACCAUGUACAUAUACUUUUUGUAUGGAGGGUUUUGUUUUUGUUAUUAAAGACUUGCAGUCCAAUGGCAUGGAU
Molecule: messenger RNA, 4203 nt
Organism: Larimichthys crocea (large yellow croaker)
Lineage: Eukaryota; Metazoa; Chordata; Actinopteri; Sciaenidae
Gene: uvrag
Product: UV radiation resistance associated gene
Exons: 15
Coding region: 217-2439 (740 amino acids)
Biological process (GO): SNARE complex assembly
Cellular component (GO): lytic vacuole; endosome
Molecular function (GO): SNARE binding
Source: RefSeq, a predicted model, not a curated record